GCACAGAGGAAUAUAUUCCAUCGCUGGUUUCUUCCUUAGUUGUUCUUCUUUCCUUCUUUAUAUCUACCAUGGCUUCCUUGCUAGAGAAAGCUUUAGGAUUUGAAGUUUUCGCAUUUAUAUACCGCUGUUUUAUUUAUCAAGAUCAUCACAAAAACGUCAAUAGGAACUUCAAGAUGCCAAAGAAGGGUCGACCACUUUCCUUACAGACCGUUGAGCUGAAAGUAAGGAUGUGCUGCACAGGCUGCGAGAGAGUUGUUAAAAACGCCAUUUACAAACUCAAAGGCAUUGAUUCAGUGGAGGUUGACUUAAAGAUGGAAAGGGUGACAGUUGGUGGGUAUGUUGACCGAAACAAGGUGCUUAAGGCCGUGAGAAGGGCAGGGAAGAGAGCAGAAUUCUGGCCUUACCCUAAUCCACCACUUUACUUCACAACUGCUGACCAUUACUUCAAAGAUACGACCAGUGAGUUCAAACAAAGCUAUAACUAUUAUAGACAUGGCUACAACCUCCCAGACAGGCAUGGCACUUUUCAUGUUUCUCACCGUGGAGAUGACGAUGUUAGCAACAUGUUCAAUGAUGAUAAUGUCAAUGCUUGCUCUGUCAUGUAAUUAAACCUUAACACCUUGUUAUUUAUUAUGUGUAUUGCUAAUUGGGAAGACUUUCAUCAUGAUAUGUAAAUUUGAAGUAACUGCAAUGUAUAUAUGUGUGUGUUCUAUGUAUUAAACGUGGGUUGUGCUUUU
Molecule: messenger RNA, 737 nt
Organism: Abrus precatorius (Indian licorice)
Lineage: Eukaryota; Viridiplantae; Streptophyta; Magnoliopsida; Fabales; Fabaceae
Product: heavy metal-associated isoprenylated plant protein 30-like
Exons: 3
Coding region: 69-605 (178 amino acids)
Molecular function (GO): metal ion binding
Source: RefSeq, a predicted model, not a curated record